Messenger RNA from Xenopus laevis (African clawed frog), 784 nucleotides. Its product is annotated as prostaglandin E synthase. The coding region runs from base 87 to 527 and encodes 146 amino acids. The record is from RefSeq and is a predicted model, not a curated record. NCBI's taxonomy places the organism in Eukaryota, Metazoa, Chordata, Amphibia, Anura, Pipidae. The transcript is spliced from 3 exons.
UCUCAUUUCCUCUCUCCCUGUGUAUCACUGCCAGAGUACUGCUUGCCUGCUGCACAGCUCAAUAAGUCAGUGCAUCCUUAGGAUACAUGAUGGAUAAUGAAGUCUUCGCUUCCUUUGUGUUCUACAGCACCCUGCUCAUCCUGAAGAUGUACAUCAUAGCUGUCAUCACAGGGCAGAUCCGACUGCGCAAGAAGGCCUUUGCCAAUCCAGAAGAUGCCUUGAGACAUGGGGGAAUCCAGUACUACAGACAGGAUCCUGAUGUGGAGCGAUACCGGAGGGCUCAUAACAAUGACAUGGAGAACAUUUAUCCAUUCUUGUUCCUGGGAGCUGUCUACUCUAUGCUCAGUCCCAACCCCACCAUUGCCAGGAUCCAUUUCCAGAUCUUCUUCAUAUGCCGAGUACUCCACACGGUGGCUUAUGUCUUGGCUCUGAAACCCCCAACACGUUCCAUGGCCUACAGUAUUGCACAGCUGCCCUGCUUUUCUAUGGUCCUUCAGAUUCUCUACUCUUUCGCAUCCUUCUGGUAACCAAAGCCCAAAGCAUUCCUGAGAAAUACAUUCCGAUCAUACUGCAGAGUGGGAUAUAGCCUUUUGUCUCAGCCAGAGGGCCCCUCGCUUGCUAAAACCCCAGCCCCCUCUGGUAGAGAUGAAGAUUAAGGUUCCUCUUAAAGAAGAAGGAAAGCCACAGAGAGAGCUUAUUGCCAAUAUAUUAGCCACAAUAGUACAAGCUAUGACACUGUUUUUAUUCUGUAGACUUUUUUAUCAUACCAGAGUAAACAGCUCUA